CGUCUCACUAUUCAGUGUGAGGCAACACAAAUGGGCUCACGCAAGCACUGUCCUGGUGGAAGUCUGUUUUGGGAGCACCGAAAAGCCUUCUCUUUGUUGAGAUCAUAGUCCACUCACCUCCCGCCUCCAGAUCUCCUCUCCUUUUUUUUUCUUCAUACGGCAAGUGAUGAAUCUAUUUUUUCCAGAUCACAUGAGCCAAAAUGUGGGGGAAUCCUCUAAGGAGCAGAGACUUGUUUGAAGGUUAUCAGAAAGAGGUAUGGAGUGAAAGACUUGAGGGCUUCAUAAGGGGAUGAACUCUCAGACAGAACGGAAAGCUUUCAUGCAAGUGAAUUGUCCUCAGGAAGCUACCAGAGAUAUGACUGAAGAAAGUGUCACCAGGAAGUUCAGUGCCCCAAUCCAAACAUACUUCUGUUUCGCCAUCAUUUCUCUCACAAUCUGCCUUCUUGCAUCUUUGGGAACCAUUGUGGUCUUGGUACUUCAAAGGACGGGAUCUACGGCUGAGUACGAUGGACACCAAGGUAGAGAGAAAUGUGUGCCAUGGAAAAUAUCAGCAGAGGCUUUGAAAAGUCUGCAGACAAUGGCAACUGAGAAAGCAGCUGCAUAUCUUCAAGUGCUUAGGCCAAUCAACCAGUCAGAACUGCGAUGGAUUAAUGAGGGCAUCCUGUACAACAUUCACUACAACCAUGGAAGGCUGGUGAUCCAGACACCUGGAAUGUACUUCAUCUAUUGCCAUUUGCACUUUUACAUUGCUGAGUGCAAAGGUGGGGAGAUCACCAUAAAGUUGGAGAUUCUUGUGAACACAUCUGUGGCGAGGUCAACUUUGCUCACUUUGUGCAGCUCUCAGAAAUCUUUCAGAGACAAAAGACAAGACCUCUUUGUAACUUUACUGGCAGAAUUGAAGAAGGGGAAUACAGUAGGAGUACAGGUCAAUGACUUCAGCUAUGUGGACGUAUCUGACUUCCCUGAAAACAAUGUUUUUGGAGCCUUCAAGUACACUGGUGAAAACUGGAGGUACUCUUUGUUCAGGACAGAAGAUGAAAAAUGACUUUAAUUGUUUUAAAUAAAGGUAUAUAUUGAGGGCCUGUCGUUU
Messenger RNA from Lacerta agilis (Sand lizard), 1090 nucleotides. RefSeq names its product TNF superfamily member 8 (gene TNFSF8). The transcript is spliced from 4 exons. The record is from RefSeq and is a predicted model, not a curated record. The coding region runs from base 290 to 1045 and encodes 251 amino acids. Gene Ontology annotation, biological process: immune response; CD8-positive, alpha-beta T cell differentiation. Gene Ontology annotation, cellular component: membrane. Gene Ontology annotation, molecular function: tumor necrosis factor receptor binding. Lineage: Eukaryota; Metazoa; Chordata; Lepidosauria; Squamata; Lacertidae.